UGCGUCUCUCUGGAGUUCUGAACGCGUUCGAGUCGUGCAUCAUCUCACCCGCAACUGCGACAUCACAGUGUAGCGUUUUCUCGGUGUGACCCACGUGUUUCUAGAGCAGAAUGUCUGACGAAGGAAAGCUGUUUGUCGGCGGCCUGAGCUUCGAUACCACCGAGCAGUCGCUAGAGGACGCCUUCUCCAAAUAUGGCGUCAUCACCAACGUUCAUGUGGCCCGAAACAGAGAAACCAACAAAUCCAGAGGAUUCGGAUUCGUGACUUUCGAGAAUCCAGACGACGCGAAGGACGCGCUCGAAGGAAUGAAUGGAAAGUCUGUGGAUGGCCGGACGAUCCGUGUGGAUGAGGCUGGGAAGGGCGGCGGUGGCCGGUCGGGCGGAGGAUCCUACAGAGGAGGUGGAGGUGGAGGAGGAGGAGGCGGUGGAGGAAGAGGAGGAGGAGGAGGAGGUUUCUUCAGAGGAGGCCGAGGAAGAGGAGGCGGAGGCAGCUAUGGCGGAGGAGACCGUAGUUACGGAGGCGACCGGAGCUACAGCGGCGGUGGAUAUAAGAGCGGCGGAGGAGGUGGAGGAGGAGGGUACUCCUCUGGAGGCGGCGGCGGCGGCUACAGCAGAGACAGGAGUUCUGGUUACAGCGACCGCAGCAGCUCUUACAGAGACAGCUAUGAUAGUUAUGCUGUACAAGAGUAGAACCCAAGACCCGACGCGUCUGCAGCCGAGCGUUUCUAAAGACUCUUGGAUCUGUUCUUGGAUUUGUUGUAGCUGUUCUC
Messenger RNA from Sinocyclocheilus anshuiensis, 769 nucleotides. RefSeq names its product cold inducible RNA binding protein a (gene cirbpa). The record is from RefSeq and is a predicted model, not a curated record. NCBI's taxonomy places the organism in Eukaryota, Metazoa, Chordata, Actinopteri, Cypriniformes, Cyprinidae. Bases 111 to 689 code for a protein of 192 amino acids. Gene Ontology annotation, molecular function: RNA binding. The transcript has 7 exons.